Molecule: messenger RNA, 1137 nt
Organism: Scleropages formosus (Asian bonytongue)
Lineage: Eukaryota; Metazoa; Chordata; Actinopteri; Osteoglossiformes; Osteoglossidae
Gene: oaz1a
Product: ornithine decarboxylase antizyme 1a
Biological process (GO): positive regulation of protein catabolic process
Cellular component (GO): nucleus; cytoplasm
Molecular function (GO): ornithine decarboxylase inhibitor activity
Source: RefSeq, a predicted model, not a curated record
UCGGCCACCAUUCCUUCAGAGGAAAAGGAGCUGUGGACGACGUCGUUGGGUCACGGUGGCCGGAUGGUUAAAUCCCACCUACAGACGAUACUAAAUAGUCACUGUUUUGUGAGAGAAAAGGAAAGCAAUAUAGCGAAAAUGCCGGCUCUCGGACUGAACAGGGGCAUUAGCGAAAUUCCCCAAAGUGAAAGUCCCCGUCGGUGCCUCCACUGCUGUAGUAACCCGUGUCCGGGGCCUCGGUGGUGCUCCGAUGCCCCUCUCCCACCGCUGAAGAUCCCGGGUGGGCGAGGGAACGACAAGAGGGAUCACAGUCUUUCAGCUAAACUGUUUCACUCAGAUGCUCGGUUGCUGGUUCUUGAGGAGCCUUCUCCUUCAGCAGGCCAUGUGCGUUUCUUGCACUUCCAGCCUCGUUGUGGAGGGGGCAAGUUGUGCUCUUGGAGAGUUGCUUUGAGGGGAGACAAUCUGUAUGUUGAGAUACCUUUAGGACCCCUACCAGAAGGCAGCAAGGAUAGUUUUGCUCUAUUGCUGGAGUUUGCGGAAGAACACCUGCAGGUAGACCAUGUCUUCAUCUGCUUCCACAAGAAUCGUGAUGACAGAGCAUCACUGCUGCGUACGUUCAGCUUCUUGGGCUUUGAGAUUGUGAGACCGGGUCACACCCUUGUCCCCCACCGACCUGACGCUUCCUUCAUGGCUUACACGAUUGAGAAAGACUCCUGAUGAGUAACUGAUGGAACGCAAACCAUUCCCUUUUUCGCUGUUUUUGGGGGAGAAAAAUCUUAAUACUCGCGUAUUCUGGCAGUGUUUAUCGCAUUUUUUGUCACCUUUUAAAUUUGCAGCGUCUGUGAACUAUAAAUUCACAAGAAAGUGCUAAAAGCCUCAUUGCUGGGUUUAGAAAUUCAUUCCAUUACCAGUUUUGAUUUACGUUUCCCAAUCCACCAUUAAUCAUCUCUAGAAUGUAAUGUUUGGAUGAAGUUCUUUGAACUUAAAUUCAUGUAAUUAGUAUUGUCAUGGUUGCUUUGUAUUGAUUGCCUGGUUGUUUUUGUUACUUGUGUGCAUGAUUUGUAAUUGCUGAUCUUUUCUAUUUCAUUGGAAUAAAAUCUAACUGUUGAAACUGCAAAGUAAAGCAGUUCACCUUGA